AUGGAUACUCCUCUGAAGAACCAGUCCACUCCUUUGGUUUCAGUAUUCCAGGAAUCACCUGUUUCCAAUUUCAUUAGCAAUCUUUCUCCAAUUGAGCCUAUCAAGUUCAUAAGAAAUGACCACACAUUCAACUCACUGAGCUUUGCUUCUCCCCCAUCUGGGUUUACUCCGCCGCAUAUUGUUUCCCCAUGUCGAAAUAAGUUGUUACAAAAGAGGCAUCACUUCUCCGAGGCAUGGGAGCCUGGGAUCUCUCGAAGUUGUAAUCUAAAUAGUACUUCUGAUGGAGAUUCAAUUGUUAGUGAGCAAUUGGAAUGUUCAGUAAUCGGAGACUUAGUACCAGCAGAGAGUUUAGAACUAGCAGCUGAGUUGCCAAGUACCUUGAAGUUAAGUUGUGGUAGCCCCGAGAGCAAUGUGGUACCUUUUGAUGCUACUAAGGCAGAUGGCACACCUGAAUCGGUUGUUCAAUCUUAUAUUCAUCAACCAAAAGGAGGGCAUUCUUCAUCUGAAAGGGAAGCACAUUUACUCAGAAUCUGUCGAGCCGGAUUUGACUGGGAGAUGUCAGUUUCUGAUGCUGAUGAUCUGUUGAACUUCGAUUUCGAAAUCAUUGAAGAGAAUUCUGCCGAGGAAGAUCCUAAAACAGGUGAUCCUGGGGUAAUGUCUUUUGUAUCAAACAUCCUAGUGGACAAUCACAAUGAUGUGGAGAUAAGGCAUACGGCAGAUCCUAUGGGUUCCAGUGAACAAUUUGCAUUAAAAAAGUUCAGUAAUUCUGAAACUGAAUAUUUUGUUUCUAAAACAGUAGAUGGUGGUACAGUCUCUUUUAUUUUAGACAACCUACAAGAGAAUCACAAUGGCAAGGAGUUGGUGGAAACUGUUGGUCCUAUUGAUUCUAGUGAACAAUGUGAAUCGGAAAAGUUCAGUACUUCAGAACCUAUUUGGGACCUGAUGGAAAUAGAGCAAGCACCAUCAAUUCUUUCUCGACCUUUACUGGAUUUAAAUGUCAAUCCAAGUAAUACAGUGGAUGUCAAGCGUCACAAAUGCACCCCUCCUAGCUGCAAGCCUAGUUCUCAGUCACAUACGAUUCACAGACGCUGUUUGGUUUUUGACAAGGCAGAAACUCAUAAAAGAAAAUUAGUAAGUGAUUCUAGUGGCACUUGUUCAGUCUCAAUGAGGUCCAAUUGUGAAGCUCCAACUGUUGUAAAGGAGUUGAUUCAAACUACAACUGGAAUGGUGUGUGCUUUCUCAUCAGCUAGAUUACCUGGUAUUGGUUUGCACUUGAAUGCUCUUGCAACUCCAUGCGAAACUAAUUUAACAGUCAAGACUCUGGCUUCGGAAAGUCAAGUGAUGAGUAUGCCAGACUCCAAGACAUGCUAUACUACUAUCACUCCAGGUGAGGAUUCUCGUGAUGAAUCAUUAAUUUUGAACUAUUCAGAAGAUGAAUCUGUUGCAUGCAAGAAUGGAGCUCAUCUUGCAGAAAGUACUCUUCAAACAUGUAAGCAUACUUUUGAAGAAUCUGAACACAGUAGCCCAAAAAGGAAGAGUGUUGAGACAAAACAUGUUGGAGAAAGCAGGGCCUGCAAGCGCUGUAAUUGUAGGAGGUCAAAAUGCUUGAAACUUUAUUGUGAAUGCUUUGCUGCUGGUCUCUACUGUGUUGAGCCUUGUUCAUGUUUUAAUUGCUUCAACAAGAGUAUUCAUGUAGAAAUUGUUCAUGAGACUCGAAGGCUCAUUGAACUUCGCAAUCCACUUGCAUUUGCUCCUAGAGUGGUUGGAAGCGCUGAAGCUGUUUCUCAAUUUGUGGAGGAAACCAAAUCUACUCCAACUUCAGCUAGGCACAAAAGGGGAUGCAACUGUAAAAAAUCAAGCUGCUUGAAGAAAUACUGUGUAUGCUUCCAGGGUGGUGCUGGGUGCUCUUUGCAAUGCAAAUGUGUAGGCUGCAAAAACACUUUUGGUCAGAAGGGCGGUCAGCGUUUAUCAGGAGGUCUAGGAUCUGAGGACACUGAAGUUGAAGGAGAAUCAGGAGUCCAUGAGAAGAAUGACCCAAUGAUACUCUCUGAGAUCUGCAGAUCACCUCCAGACCAACUCCCAACCACUGAUCUCAAUAGGACAAGUGAACAAAUUUCUCUUCAUUCUAGUCAAUCAUCAUCUCCUAGGCUUGAAAAGCAUCUUCAGGCGAUCCCAGAAGAAGAAACUUUUGAGGCAUUGGAUAGACCUAAAACGAGCCAACCUAGCUCUAUUUGUGUGAAGUCAGCCUCUCCAAACUCGAAGAGGGUAUCACCACCUCAUAGUCACAAUAGCAUUGGCAAGUUUGGGUCAUUAAAAUCUUGGAAGGGUGGUAGGAAGUUGACUCUGAGAUCAGUUCCACUACCAUUCACCAAUCUGUAA
Molecule: messenger RNA, 2379 nt
Organism: Fragaria vesca subsp. vesca
Lineage: Eukaryota; Viridiplantae; Streptophyta; Magnoliopsida; Rosales; Rosaceae
Product: CRC domain-containing protein TSO1-like
Exons: 10
Coding region: 1-2379 (792 amino acids)
Molecular function (GO): DNA-binding transcription factor activity
Source: RefSeq, a predicted model, not a curated record